GACAAAUCUAGUGAGUGCAGACAGCGUGCAUUACAGUCCCGUGCUAGUCAGCCCGCUUCAUAAACGAAGCCGUAGUGAGCCCAGCGGGAAAAUGCAGCGAUCCGUCAGUGCCUGUUUCCGGAGCACAAUGUCGACGCAGCUUCGAACUGUGUGUUUUGGGAGCAAUUGUGAGUAUCAAUACGAAGAUCGUAACUUCAUGGGAUCAGGCAGCUUCGGCGAGGUUUACAAAGCCAGCAUUACGGAGCGUGGCAAUUAUGUUGGACCUGACGUUGUUGCUAUGAGAUGUUUCAAUAUAAAAGAGAAGAAGUUUGUGGAAAAUCGAGAAAAUUAUGCCAAGCUGCAGGAGGGAUUCGAAACGAUGCUGAAGCUGAAACACGAUCACUUGGUGAACUAUCAUAAAAUCACCAUUAUACCCACACUUGGUAGCGUAACGGUGAACUUCAUCAUGGACUAUUAUCGUGCCGGGAACCUAGAAAGUGAGCUGAAAAAGAUGAAAGACAGCGGAAUCCUUCUGAAUGUUGGGGACGCCAUCUGCCACGCACUGGACUUGGCUAGUGGACUGGCGUUCCUGCACGAGAACGGCAUAACUCACGGCGACCUGAAACCCUCUAACGUGCUCAUCGAUGGCUCCAACGCCCAACGCGGUACUCUGCGUAUAUCCGACUGGGAUGGCCUCGUUACUCUGCAACUCUGCAGUGUCAGCUCGCUUAACAGCGAGCAUUUCCGCAGCAGCGAGCGCUACAUGUCUCCCGAAAUGGUGCGUGCGAUAGGACCCCCGGAAACCCUCAUCACGUGGCCCACGAUGCCCGAUUCGUCUACGGACGUCUGGAGCGUGGGAUGUGUCUUGCUGCAGUUGAUCCGCGCAAUUACGGGCGAUUAUAGAGAAACACUGCAGCAUCCGGUCAGCGGAAAAGUGCUGGGUGCGAGUCAAUCCAUCAGCGACUGGGUUUACGGGGUAGCGGUAAUGCAAGGGUUUGUUCCCGUAGUCUUUGAUGCAGCGGCCGUGCCUGCCGAGCUCGCCGCGUGUGUUCGCAACUGCCUGCGCAUCGCCAAUAACCAGAGAACAUCUGCGCGUCAGUUGUUGGAGCAUUUAUCCCGAAUAAGCGAGAACAGUGGACCAUGAACGGCUUCCCCCCAAAAUUAUUACUUUUAGCAAGAAGAAUUUCGCAGAUAAUCGUUUAUUGGCAAUCAGCUGAUCUUUGCAGUGGUUUUUGACAAGUGAACAAAUUUUUUAGAGAAUUUCUUUAUUUGGAAAUAUUUGGCAAUACAGCUAACAAGUGCAUUCACGGCACGAGUUUUAUAUCUUUUCACAGUGGUUCGUAGCGGUGAGCACUACACAGUACACAGAUUAACGGGCCAAAUUACGUCAACCUAGAGCUGGUGCAUGCGUAAAGACAUACAUCUAUGUUUACUGUAUACGGUUACCGAACGGUGUAUACGG
Messenger RNA from Paramacrobiotus metropolitanus, 1441 nucleotides. RefSeq names its product serine/threonine-protein kinase mos-like. The record is from RefSeq and is a predicted model, not a curated record. Gene Ontology annotation, cellular component: cytoplasm. The transcript is spliced from 3 exons. Gene Ontology annotation, biological process: protein phosphorylation. Bases 92 to 1123 code for a protein of 343 amino acids. Gene Ontology annotation, molecular function: protein serine/threonine kinase activity; ATP binding. NCBI's taxonomy places the organism in Eukaryota, Metazoa, Tardigrada, Eutardigrada, Parachela, Macrobiotidae.